Messenger RNA from Lytechinus pictus (painted urchin), 5786 nucleotides. RefSeq names its product potassium voltage-gated channel protein Shal-like. The coding region runs from base 572 to 1669 and encodes 365 amino acids. The record is from RefSeq and is a predicted model, not a curated record. Gene Ontology annotation, biological process: protein homooligomerization; potassium ion transmembrane transport. Lineage: Eukaryota; Metazoa; Echinodermata; Echinoidea; Temnopleuroida; Toxopneustidae. The transcript has a single exon. Gene Ontology annotation, cellular component: voltage-gated potassium channel complex; membrane. Gene Ontology annotation, molecular function: protein binding; A-type (transient outward) potassium channel activity.
GGCAUAAAAGGCAUUCGUUACAGGUUAUACAGGGGUUUUUACACGCCAUUUACAUUGAAAUCAUGAUCACUUUCCAAUUCUCCCAAAUGCAUUACGGUUAACUGUUGUGUACAUCGACGACAAAUGAAGCCAACACCACUUUCAAUCCACCGUGUGUAUAUGGAAAAGCUGUGCUGUAGCGUUUAUGGCGUCGCUAUUCCGAAUGCUCUUCUCGAUGAAGUUACAGAUUCUUGACAUUUGUGGGCUUAUUUGGAUAUAACAUUUGAGUGCAAUCUUCAGCUUAUUUGCGAUAUCUCCAUCUGAAGUAGCUGAAAUAAUCAAAAGCUGCGUUUCUUGAUGAAUGACAGCUUUUUUGCCUCUAACAUGGGCUUGUCGUCUGUUAUUUGCUCGGGAAGUCUGGGCAGGGUAAUCCUGUGGUGUGCCGCGGUUGAGAGCCGAGUAUGAUAUUAAAUUCAUCCAACUUGAUCGUUGCAAUAUGUUUGCAGGAAGCAUUGACAAAGUACCAGCUGAAUCGGACAAAAAGUCUUAUUAUUUCCACAGGUGAUUGAUUCUGGUGUAAAACUGAGUUAAAAUGGCUGCAGCUUGGUUGCCAUUUGCUCGGGCGGCGGCUAUCGGAUGGGUACCGGUAGCCCCCAACCCAAUGCCGGUUCUCCCCGAGCGGCGCCGCAAUGAACACUUUGGACGUGUGUGUAUCAAUGUCAGUGGUAGGAAGUUCGAAACAUGGAGGCACAUGCUAGACAAAUACCCUGAUACAUUAUUGGGAAGCAGUGAAAAAGAAUAUUUCUAUGAUGAGGAAUCAAACCAGUAUUUCUUUGACAGGGACCCAGACCUGUUCCGCCAUAUCUUGACUUUCUAUCGCACAGGUACUAUGCAUUUCCCAAGGGAAGAAUGCAUUGCAGCAUUUGAUGAGGAACUGGCAUUUUUCGGACUUAUGCCCGAAAUUAUAGGUGAUUGUUGUUAUGAAGAUUAUCGUGACAAGAAGCGUGAUAAUCAAGAAAGGCUAAUGGACGAAAGGAUCUCAGAGAUGGGGGACAACGUUCCACUCACCAGUUUUCGAGAAAAAAUGUGGAGAGGAUUUGAAAACCCCCACACUGGAACACCCGCUACUGUUUUUUAUUAUGUGACAGGAUUUUUCAUUGCCGUGUCCGUCAUAGCAAACAUUGUAGAGACUGUUCCAUGUUCCCCUCUACCUGGUACUGUGACUACAUUAUCGUGUGGCGAACGAUAUGAACGGUCCUUCUUUUGCCUUGACACAGCCUGUGUCAUGAUCUUCACUGUGGAAUAUUUACUCAGACUUUAUGCAGCUCCCAGCAGAUGGAAAUUUGCAAGGAGUGUGAUGUCUGUUAUAGAUGUAGUGGCCAUUCUGCCAUACUACAUUGGCUUGUUCUUCAAAGACGACAGCCUCAGCGGCAUGUUCGUCACACUCAGAGUAUUUCGUGUCUUCAGAAUUUUCAAGUUCUCGCGGCAUUCACAAGGAUUACGCAUAUUGGGAUACACACUAAAGAGUUGUGCUAGUGAACUAGGGUUCUUACUCUUCUCUAUGUCCAUGGCAAUUAUUAUAUUUGCCACAAUCAUGUUCUAUGCUGAAAAAUACACAAAGGACACCAAGUUUUACUGCAUUCCUGCAGCUUUCUGGUAUACUAUUGUAACCAUGACUACGCUAGGGUAAGUAACCUUCUUUGAACACAUCCUUCUAAUCUUUUAUAAUUGUGAAAUAUUGUUUUAUAGUUUAACAACAAAUGAAUAUUCUAUGUAAUACUUGUUUCCAUGUAGUGUUUUACUAAUUUUUGAAGUUCCAAAGAAAAUCUUCAAUAUUUUUUUGUAACUCUAAAACAUCAUAGGUUUUUAAACCCAUCAAAAUAUUAAACUAAAUUUCAUUUUGUUCUUGGUUAAUCUCAUAUUUGGGGAAAUGAAAAUUAACAACAUUUAUUGAAGGAGUGUAAAAGUAAAUGGUUUUGUUGUGACUUCUCUUUCAUGUUGUUUAUUCAUUUAUAUUUGUUUGCGUUAUUUAAUGAUUUUAUAUUUUAUUUAUUAAUUUAUUGUUUAAAAUCAGUGAGAUGUAAUUGUUAUAUAAUUUAUUUUGUUGGCAUAAUAGUAAUAUCAUAUUCUCCUCUUGCAUCUGUCUUUACUUUAUACACUGUUCUCUAGAGAGGUGUAUAUUGGCAUGUGUAUCUAUAGAUAAUCCCACUACAUCAUAAUGAGAUCAUAUAAGGUGAAGAAAUAUAUUCUUUAUAACACACAUAUACAGAAAAAAUAUAAUUUGAAAAGAUUACAUAUGUCUGUAGAAAUAUUUCAUCAAGUAAAAAAAAAAAGAUAUAGGUCUAGGACUAAAUGUUUAGAAAAUUUUAAUGUUGUUUCAUUAUAUCUUAUAAGACUAUUUAGCAAAGAACAUACAGUGUAACUGUUAGUUUCUAGUAUUGGUAUAUCCUAUAUGCAUUUAAAAAAGUUUUCACUUUAGAAAGUAAUCUCAUUAUCACGAUAACAUUUUUGCUGUAAUACAAAACAUGAUAUGUCACAUUUUGAAUUUUACAUAAACAAAACAUUAUUUUGAAUAGAGUAAUUUAAUUCUAAUAUAACACAAUAAUGUUGUGAUAUAUAAGUGAUGUAAAGUAAUAUGAAAAAUUCUGAAAAAAUCUGAUUUGCACAGAUUUUAUAAUGAAAUGAAAUUGUAAAUUAAUCUUUGUAUUAUCACAACAAAAACAUUGGAUUAGAUCCUACAUAUUUGAAAUAAGAAUUGAGAAAAGGAGACAAACAAAAUAAAUAUGUUCUUUUUUAAUAGUUACUCCCAAAUUUUUAUAUUUUACAGUAAAUUCAGAAAUUCUUGAAAUAUCUAUACAGAUACUUAUUUUUUGGAUGUAAAAUCUUAGAACAAAAUUACUUUUGGAGAUGUAUAUCAACAUUUAUGUUUACAAGUUGAGUUGAGGUAUAUGUUUCCAUUUGGGUAAUUUGAACAUUAAACUUGCUUUUGUAGAGCAUUUUAUUGCACUUGAUUAUAUUAAGUAGACAAUGAUAAAUAGAAUUACAGUAGAAAUGUAUCCUAAAUGGUCAAAUUGAAAAGAAAAUGAAGCUCUACGAGAGCUAAACAUAUCUUAUUAAACAAAUUAAUAAAUCACACAUAAGGGUCAUGUAUCCUCACAUAGAGUAAUCCAGUUCACAAUGCAUCCGCCAUAUUGGAUUUAUAGAUUUUUUGAUGACUUUCGAACACAAGCUCAUUAAAAAUUCAUGGCUUUCAUAUAAACACCACAGUUACUCUACACAGGCAGGGUAGGGCUGUGAUACAUGCCUAAAUCAAUUGUGCAUGCUUAAUAGAAUUUUACACUUAAAAUGUCACUGGGGCUAUCAUAUAUCUAAGAAAACAAAUGAAUUUUAUGUAUGCAUGUAUAUUUCUAAAAAAAGAAUGUGCAAGGGAUAUACAAAGUAUUCCUUUCUUUCUGAUGAUGUAUAUAAAAGUAUAAUUUUUAUUGUCUGAUUUCUUUACUUAAAAUGCUGUCCUUUCUCAAUCUCUAAGAAUCCUGGCUUUGGCUUUUCACAUUUUUGUAAUUGCCAUGCUUGAAAUGUUCUCUACCUUACAUUACUGUAUAAGAAUCGGUUGUCAACUAUAGCAUUAACAUAUGCACCCCAUAGGACCAAGGUGAUAUUUUUUUUAGGGGAGGUGAUUAUUAGUUUGAAAAAUGCACAUACAGUGGUACCUAAAAAGACCCUUAUUGGAAUAUUUGAAUUUGUCAUUUUUGUUACUGCUUCUGUUGAUUAUUCUAAUUUUCUUCAAUAUUUUCUUCAUAAAGAAAGAUAUGAUUUCUUUUAAAUUCAGUGACUCUAUAAUUGUCUUCCUGGUAAGAAGAUACAAUGCUUGUCAAAUUUAAUUGAGUCAGAAGAAAGUAACAGCAGAAAGAAUAUUAUGAUUAGCCUAUAUAAAAAUGCUUUUGAUAAGACUUGGCUUCUCUGUUUAAAAGUCUGAUUAUCUAUAAAGGCAUUUUCCAGAUUUCAUAUUCCCUGCUGCAAUAUUUUGCUCAGAAAUAAACUUAUCUUCUAUUCAUUUCUUACAGUCUUGGAAAAGAAUGAUUGAAUUCAAGAAUCGCAUGUGUGUAUAAAUAAUAACAUAUCCACAAACAAAGGUGCAUAUCAUGAGCCUUUGUUUGUGGAUGUGUGAACACAAUUACGCUGACUGUUGACUGUUUUUUUUUUAUAAGGAGAGUCUUAAUGAAAUUGAUUGUGAAUGGCUUGAAAAGUCUAAAUACACUGAACAUGCUGAAAAUGUGGUCGUAGAAGUAUAGUGCGAUUGAGAUGAUAACAACAAUGUUAAUUGGCUACCCAGAUUCACAGAUGUAAUCAAAGAAAUGUGUCAACUAACAAACAUUUGAGGUAUAUCAUGAUUGUAGAUCAGGUGCAUAUAUUAAGUAUACCCCCACAGGAGCUCAGCGAGUGCAUUUUGGGGUUUUGCACAAUUCAUGGAGUCACGGCUAGUCAGGUCCAGAUUUUCAAAAAUGUGCUCAGAAAAAGUGCUUUAGGCAUUUUGUGUUAAUGCUGAUUUAUCAAUCGUUUUAAGGCAAUUCAGGGGUGCUGAAUCCAAAAAUGCUGUUUGCCAAACUUGAUUCCGAUGUUUUCACCGUCAAAUUCACCGUCAAAUUGGCAAAAAAAAAAAUGGCAGCAUUUUGAAUGCGGUUUCCCCUAUUAAACAAUUUCUAUAGGUGAUUAUAUUUCAGAAUUUUGGUCUAUGCUAUAUUUUUUAUACCCAGGGUUGCAAACAUAAAGCAUCCGAUUGAUUGAUUCGUCAGCCAUCUUUAAUUCCAAGAUGGCUGCCGUGAUUCACAACUGCUGAUUGACAAAUAAUAUAGGGACAAAUGUUUGAUAAUUUUUGGGAGAUGCUGGCAAACUCACAUUAAGAAUUUUACUCAAUGUUCGCCGAUUUUUCCUUGCCCGCAUAGCAGAAGCAAGAUAUGGACGUCGCCUAUCUGACGGCGGCAAUAAUCGGACUUUGGCGGCGGCAAAGUCAACAUCAAAUCUUAACCGAGGUUAAGUUUUUUAAAUGUCAUAACUUUUAGGGUAUAAGUAUCUAUUUCAUGAAACUUAGGGUUAAACAAAAUCUCAAAAUCUAUAGAGACAGAUUAUAGUUGGCGUCCAAAAUGGCAGUCGUAGUACUAUCAACUCCAAAAAUGAAAAUAAUCUAUAGCUUGCUGCAGCGUCAACAAAUUAGUUUAUAUUAAAAAGCUUGAAAUGCAUCGGGACAUGUUUACAAGAUAGUCAGUGAGUGUGUCAGAGAAUCCAAGAUUACCUUCCAAAAUGGCGUCAAUAAAGGACAUUGUAACUUUAAAAUUGUCAAAAUUGAUAUAAUAUCCACCUGGUAAACAUAAUUUGGGGACUCUAUCCAAAAAGAAAAGAAAACAAAAUAAUGGUUCCAAGGGAAAAAUUAUAUACAUUGGAAAAGUUUCAAGAUUUGUCAGUGGUGCAGAUUGUCAAAAAAUGCAUGAUGACUUUAUAAAAAUGGUUGCUGUUACUAAAAAAAAAUUGAUGAAAAGUGCAUAUGCUGUCUACCUAAAGACAUUUUUGUAUCUUUCCCAUGAUUUCAAGGGUCAAAUAAUAUAGGUUAAGACGUAUUGCAGGGAUACGCUGUUGUCCAAAAAUUGAAGAAGGCUUGCAUAAUUGCAUUCAAAUUGGCCACUAUUGAUACAAAAAUGGCAAUACUUCAUAAUUUAUAUUAUCCCAUGUAGAACCAUUAUUUUGGUGUCUCUGCUAUGUUUUUAAGGCUCUUAAAAUAAGUGUUACAAGGUACAAAAUUAGGCGGUGGUGUA